UAGGAGGAACUGCUGUCGUGGUUCUACUUCACUGUACUACUUCACUAAGCCAAAUCCUCCCGCCAAUAUUAACCCUCCAAGACUGAUCUACCAGUCGAGUUUAAUUGAAAUAGAUCCACACAACAAACAUUUUACAAACCAGUCUUAUCCAUCAGCAACAAAAGUGACUUGAAGCAAGUGUGGAAGGGAAUUUCAAAAUUACAAGUCUGAACAGAUUGAAGUAACUGCAAGACCAAAUUGAAAAUUUUUGGUCAGACAUCUGCAGUUUUCCAAAGGCUGAACUGGACGUUGGAAUGGAUAACCUGGAAUCUAAAGGUGGCUCCAAAAUCAAUGACUCUACACUGGGUGGACUGCAAAGAAAAUGUGAUAACGCUGAUUUUGAACGUACAGUGUACCAUACAAGCAGUGAUGAAGGAAAGAAGGAAAAUUAUGCAGGAUCAACUUCCAUGUAUAUGUCUGUGUUUAACCUGAGCAAUGCUAUCAUUGGCACUGGGCUCUUAGGCUUGUCGUAUGCAAUGGCCAAUACAGGGAUUGUACCAUUUGUGUUCCUUUUAACCAUUAUCACCAUGUUGUCACUUUAUUCUAUUCAUCUUUUGCUCCAGAUUUCAGUUUUAACAGGUUCCAUGGUAUAUGAAACAUUGGGACAACGUGCAUUUGGCAGACCUGGGAGACUAGCAGUAUUUGGAUCAACGUCACUACAGAAUGUUGGAGCCAUCUUGAGUUACCUAUUCGUUGUCAAGAAAGAACUACCUCAGGUCAUCCAAUCCUUUACAGGUCAAGACAAUUCUGAAGCAUGGUUUGUGGUUGACCAUAACCUUGUUAUACUUGUGACUUUAAUAAUUAUUCUACCCUUGUGUCUAUUCAAGAACAUUGGGUACCUUGGAUACACUAGUGGAUUUUCACUUGCCUGUAUGAUUUUCUUCCUAACUGUUGUUAUCUACAAACAGACCCAACUUUUCUGUGAUACUUUGGUAUCAGCCAAUAUUACAGACCUUGCUUGUACACCUGUGUGCACACCAGAAUAUUUUGUCUGGAAUGAUAAGACAGUCUAUGCUUUGCCCACUAUGGCUUUUGCUUUCGUGUGCCAUCCAUCAGUAUUGCCCAUCUAUCGUGAACUUAAAGAUCACACUUGCAAAAAAAUGCAGAUUGUUUCAGUGAUAUCCUUCUUCUCAAUGUUUGCCAUCUACCUGCUUACAGCUGUGUUUGGGUAUUUGACAUUUUACAACACGGUCAAUGCAGAGUUACUUUUAUCUUAUAGUGAUCAUCGUGACAAACUCAUUUUGGUACUUCGCUUGGCUGUGAUAACAGCUGUAGUUCUGACUGUGCCUGUCCUUCUGUUCACUGUCCGUUCUUCAAUUGUCUUGCUGGUAUUUAAGGGGAAAUUCAGAUGGCUCCAUCACUUUUUGAUUACAGUCCUUCUUCUCGCUGGCAGCAACGUUUUGGUGAUAUGCAUUCCAACGAUAAUGGAUGUAUUUGCUGUUAUUGGCUCGACUUCUGCUAACAUGCUGAUCUUCAUUCUUCCUGCUUCGUUAUAUUUAAAACUUGUGAAGAAUGAGCCUCAAAAUACCUGGCAAAGAAUAGGGGCUAUGGCCUUUCUGGCUGUUGGGAUAAUAUUCAUGUUCGUCACUGUGCCACUGAUCUUUGUUGAAUGGCACAAAAGAAGCAGCAACAGUACCAGCACGGGCAGCUGCUCUGGUCAACAUUGAUGUUAGUAAUGGGAUGAAGACAAGGCAAGCUUUCUCAGCAACACAAGGCCUCUGAAGACGCUUUGUUCAAAAUGUUGUUUGGAUCAUCAGAAGUUACGACACUUCUUGGACUUUUUUAUUUGCAAAAUUGUCAUUGCAGGAUAAGGCAGCCAUAUUAAAAUUUGGAUAAUGUGACUGUACACUCAGACAGUUCUGAAGCUGCAAUCUUCAUAGAUGGAUGAUCAUAAGUAAAUUUUAGUUUUGCUCUUGUCUCAAAAUUUCAUAUCUGUUUUGAAAAGAAAAAGCAUUUCCACUAUUAUAUUUGAAGUUACUAAUGAGCUCCUUGGAGUGUCAAGUAUUUCUCAAAAAUCUAAUUGUCAAUGUAUUUCUUGAAUUUUUUUUGCAGAUUUUUGGCAGACUAUUUCAUUUUGAUUAGACAUUUUAAAAGUAGAUUUAUUUUAUUUGACCAAUACAAAGCCUAAACAUUAUUUAGUUUAAUAUGACAUUGUUGUGCUUUGGAGAAAUUAGUAAUAGGAACCAAUAAUAAAACAUGGUUGAAAUUAUGUCCUGAUGCACAAACGGAUGAAAACUUAAUACAGUCCUCAAAAAUGCCUCUCUUUAUAGUAUUGGUGGAGACAAGACAUUUCUAGAUGACAAUUUGACUGUUACUGAAUGUCCCCAUUGUUAGUGGAGCAGGUUAAACUUAGAAUAGUUAUGGCACUGAAAGAGGUCUUUUGGGAAAGUGAGAGAGUCUAGGAUGGAAUAAUGAGGAGAUCACAGAUUUAAAACAAAAUAGGAGAAAUUUCUUCUCUCAGAGGGUAGUGAAUCUGUGGAAUUUUUUUCCCACAGACGGCUGUAGAGGCUGGGCCGUUAAGUACAUUGCAGACUGGUAUGGAUUCCUUAUCAGCAAGGGCAUCUAGGGUUACAUAGAAAAGGUAGGUGGAAUUGAAGAUUAUCAGAUCAGUCAUGAUCUCAUUGAAUGGCUGGCUUGAUGGGUUGAAUGGCCUACUUCUGCUCCUGUGUCUUACAGUCUUGGCCCUUCAUAUCUAUACUGGUUCUCUAAAAGAGCAGCUGAGCUGGACCCACUCCCUUGCCCGUUCUCUGUGGCCCUGCAUUUUUUUUUUCUUCAGACACUUCUCUAAUUCCUCUUUGAGUCGUCUUCCGUCACAAUCUCAGGCAGUGCACUACUGAUUCUAUCCACCCACAGUGUUACCAAGAAGUUUAAUGUUGUCUUUGCUUUUUUUUUGCUAGUCCCCACAGGUUCUCAAACCUUUCACUGAUAGAAACUAUUUUUCUCUACCUCCUGUGCCUGGAUCUCUUAUGACUGUAAAUACAUUGAUCAAACCUUUUCUGAACAUUCUCUGGAAGGAGAAUACAUUCAGCUGCUCCAAUGGCAUUUAUGUCAAAUAUAAUGCUGCAGAUACUUUCACUGCCUACAAUUAUCCUCCUGAUUUUAAGUGUUACUUUUAUAUCAGUUUUCUUUAGUUGUACUUGAAUAUGAACAUUUCUGGCAAGGCCAGUAUUUAGUGCCUGUUGUUGACUAUCCUUGAGAAGGUGGUGGUGACAAUAAAGUUCAUGAAAUAGUGUAGAAAAAUAAUCUCUACAGUCACAAUCUUGGCUUAAUAUUAGCUGAGACAUCAUGUUGAAGUUUGUUUCAACACAAAGACUGUUUCAAACAGUGCACAACCCAGCAAUAUGCUAUUACAGUGGAGUGUAAAUAUUCUGCACCUAUGACUUAGAUGUACAGUUUAAAUCUGUAUUUUUUUAAUCUACAUGAAACAGUAUUCAUAUUGGAACAACUUUCUUCUGAUAAGUGUACUGUUCACCUUACAGUGAGUAAGGUGGUAUCUCUCUGCAUACUUUGUAAUUUUUUUAAUGAUAUGAGUUUAAUCUGUGAAAUAAUGAAUCUUAUUUUAGCAAAAGAUCCUAAUUCAUGACCUGGAGUCAAAAGUUUGAAAUGUUGCCAUGUACUUGAAUUUUAUUUAUGGCCAGUACAUGUGCAUCAAGAGAACGAUUCUGGAUUAGGAAAAGCUGUGAUGCAGAGGUGCUGGCAUUGGUCUGGGUUAGACAAAGCCAGACAUCACACCACACCAGGUAAUAGUUCAACAGGUUUAUUUGAAAUCACAAGCUUUUGGACAGCUGCUCCUUCAUUAGGUGAAUUCUGAUGUUGUUCAAAAAAGCUGGCUUAUUUCAUUAAAACUGAGCAGUUUCCUUUGAUUGUGGAAUGUAAAAUGCAACAAAAUUAUGGCUUUAUUAUAAAUCAGAAGUAUUAUGUUUUUUGUGAUAUGAACAACAAAGAUAAACUGUAAAUAAUGCAAUAUAUAAUACAGUAAGGAUAAAUCUCCUUUCUUCUUCUUCUUACCUUUUAAUUACCUUGACAUCUCUGCGCAUUUCUUAUGUACAUUUCUUACGUGCAUUUCAGCCCUGCUACAGGUUCAUUCAACCACAUGUGUGUUUGUGUCCGUAUCCAAACAAUUUACCUUAUUUUUCUUGCUUCCUUUCAUCCUCUUGGGCUCAUGUGGGAAUUCCCAGAUCAGCUACAAGGCAGUCAGACU
Molecule: messenger RNA, 4240 nt
Organism: Stegostoma tigrinum
Lineage: Eukaryota; Metazoa; Chordata; Chondrichthyes; Orectolobiformes; Stegostomatidae
Product: sodium-coupled neutral amino acid symporter 1-like
Exons: 16
Coding region: 294-1706 (470 amino acids)
Biological process (GO): amino acid transmembrane transport; L-glutamine transport
Molecular function (GO): L-glutamine transmembrane transporter activity
Source: RefSeq, a predicted model, not a curated record